UAAAUUCUGUGUAAACUUCAUUUUAUCAACUUCGGUCACAUAUAUAUAAAACGAAGGUUUAAAAAAAUUCAAAUAGUAUUAUACAGUUUUUGCAAUUGAUGUAAUUUUUUUCGAUUUAACGAUGAAGUUUUUAUUUCCAUCAAUCGUUUUAAUAUUUUGUGCUUUACAAGUACAUUUUAUAUUAUCGGAAGAAGCAGUUGAUGUUGUCAAAUUGAAAAGAUUGAGUGACUUACGAUACAUGGUGAAAAAAAGGAAUGAAAAUUUGACUGCACAUUUGCAACAGGAAUAUAAUUAUGCUUAUAAGGAAAUGCAUAAUUUGGCAAAAUUUUUAACAGAUGGAAUGGUGGUUUUAGGACUUAGAGAAAGCGGUAAACUUCAUAUGAUAAGGAACACGGAAAAUUGUAACGAUACAAGUUUCUGUAGAAAUAAUGCUUUAGCUACUGUAUACCAAUUAAUUGAUACAAACAAUAGAACCUUGUUAGCAACGGCAAAUAACAUUACUGAGAAUAUAAUACAGAAAAGUCAGCUGACUAAGUUCAAUAAGACUGGAGAAGAAGUUUUACUGGACUUAGACUUAGAAUUUAAUGAAACUGCUUCAAAUUGCUUGAAAAAUCAUACUUUUUACUUGAGUGCAAAUGAUUGUCUCAGCGAUAAAAUAAGGAAAGCUGAAUUCUUUCUCGAGACUUUUACUUUAAAUACAAAUAUCUUUCAUUUUGAAAAUUCGAAUUAUUUAAAUAAAAGUGUUCAUGAUUCCUAUUUCCAUAUGAAUAGAGAGCACAUCGGUAUAGUCAAGCAAUUAGGGAAAUUAAAAACUGAUUUUUAUGAUUGUACGCGCGAAUGUAUAACAUUUUCAUAGUUUAUUCAGUUAAUUAAUGAUAAGUCCUCUAGUAAUUAAAAUUAGUAAAAAUUUCUAUUAUUUCUGAAUAGGCUAUAAUUUUUCACUAAAACAAAAAUUAGGAAAAAUGUUUAAUCUAAUAUACUGUAAUCUACUAUAAUAAUUGUACAUAAAUUUUACUUCUAGUUGUAUAUAUUGAUAUGUAAAUAAAUAUACAAUUGUGCUACAAAUUCUAA
Molecule: messenger RNA, 1071 nt
Organism: Leptopilina heterotoma
Lineage: Eukaryota; Metazoa; Arthropoda; Insecta; Hymenoptera; Figitidae
Exons: 4
Coding region: 122-856 (244 amino acids)
Source: RefSeq, a predicted model, not a curated record